GAUGUCAUCAAGGCAGUGAGUAAGGCCACAGACGAAGUGGCUGGUAUUUUUCACUAAAAACGUAAUAUUAGGAAAUAAAAAUGACAUCAAGAGAAGACACCAAAUCGUACCUUUCUCGGAGGGAGAUACCUCAGCUUUUUGAGAGUCUCAUGACAGGGCUGAUGUACAACAAGCCUGAGAACCAUGUAGAAUACAUGCUCAAUUGUCUGCAGAAGGUCCAAGGUAGCCCAGAGAAGACCAACGCUGUCAAAUGGAACACAUUUGUGGAGAACGUAAAGCGGACCCCCAGUCCCCUGCCACCAAUCCAGCUCGACAAUGGAGCGAGGCAGCCUACAUUCACUACAGAACCGAGCCUUGCAGAUAUGAAGCGAUUAAGCCCCCUGCCUCCAAUUUCUCCUAAACCAAAUCUGGCCCAUGUACGAAUAAUCUUGGUCAUUGGCGGGCCUGGCAGUGGAAAGGGCACGCAGUGUGCAAAGAUAGCCGAGCGUUACCAAGGCUACAUCCAUCUAUCGCUGGGGACGGCUUUGCGGAGGAAGGUUGCUAAGUUCUUGGAAGACGAUUCAUGGAAGAGUGUGGCUGACCUGAUCAAGACAGGAGGGCUAGUCAAAGAUGACGACACUUAUGAGAUCCUUCAACACAAGAUCGAGAAGAAGUUGAAGAAAUACCCAACGACUCUUGGAUUCAUCAUUGAGGGUUUCCCACGAACCAUGUCCCAAGCCAAGCUAUUCCAAGAUAAGUACGGAACCCCCGACCUUGUCAUCUCGCUGGACUGCGAUGAAGUGCGUCUCAAGUACCGUCUUGAGAAGAGGAAGGAUACUAGUGAGAGAGAGGAUGAUAAAGAAGAAGAUGUGGUUGCUAGGCGACUGGAAGCUUUUAGGGAGCAGACGUUGCCCGUCGUCACUCAUUACAACGCCAAGGAUGGCCUUCUUAGAGGAGUAAAUGCAGACCGGGAUGAGGAUGAAGUGUUCUUUGAUGUUGCAAACAUGAUUGACAGUCUCUUCUUCUCACCCAAGACACCAGCACCACCAGGUACACCUGGGAAAUCCAGUCCACUCCCUCCAAUCAAAAGCCAGAAAGAAGAUCAAACAAGUCAAGAGCAAUCACAAGCAGAGGCUGAAAAGGAAGCUCUUGUUGAUGAAGCAGUUGCAUUACUCAACAGUGGAGUUUCUGUGGAUUUGGUUGUGGAGCCUGCUGUGGAGAAAGUUGAUUCAAAUGUAACAGGGGGAGGAGAAGAUGGCAAAUCAGAAGUGGUAGAAGAAGCAAUAACUGCAGAACAAUCACCAGUGACAGGAGGUGAUGAUAGCACACUGCCCUCUACAGAUGGGAGUGCAGAAGCCAAGCUGAAAGAUGCUAAGAUCAUUUUUGUUGUAGGGGGACCAGGCUCAGGCAAGGGCACACAAUGUGCAAACAUUGUUUCCAAAUAUGGCUUCACCCACCUGUCCAGUGGUGACCUCCUGAGGGCAGAGGUUGCGUCAGGGUCAGAUCGGGGCAAGGAACUGACAGAGAUCAUGGAAAAGGGACAGCUUGUACCUUUGGAUGUCGUGUUGGCACUGCUGAAGGAGAAGAUGAUCGCAGUUGCUGAGACAUCGACCGGUUUCUUGAUUGACGGGUACCCCAGGGAAGUGGAACAAGGAGCAGAGUUUGAAAAGCAGAUUGGAGAGUGCACGUUCACACUCUACUUUGAGGUGUCAGAUGAAACCAUGACAGCGAGGCUCUUGAAUCGUGCAAAGACCAGCGGACGGGUCGACGACAAUGAAGAAACGAUAAAGAAGAGGCUGGCAACGUUCCACGAAUCGACCAAACCUGUCGUAGAUUGCUACACAGAGAAGGGAAAGCUCAAGAUGGUCUCUGCUGAGGCAGGUUCAGAGGAGGUCUUCGUCCUGGUGAAGGAGAUCUUCGAUGGAUGCGGUUUCAAGGCUCUAGAAGAACCCCAGACCACAGAGGAGGCUGCACCUCCCACAGAGGGCGCCACUGAGGCAACUGAAGCACCGGCUGAAGCACCCACUACAGGGGAUGCACCGACAGAGGAACCAGCAGUCGAAGCAACAACUGACGCCCCUGCAGAGGCACAGGCCGAUGCACCUGCUGUGGCACCAGCAACCGAAGAGGCACCAGCAGAGGCACCAGCAACCGAAGAGGCACCAGCAGAGGCACCAGCAACCGAAGAAACACCGGCAGAUGCACCGGCAGAAGAGGCACCGGCAGAAGAGGCAGCACCUGCUGAUGGUGCAGCGGAGACUGAGAAAGUGGAGGAGGCCAAGGCUCCUGCUCCCAAGGAUUUCUUCUUUGUCGUUGGUGCCCCCGGCACUGGCAAGAAAGCUGUAGCUAAGGCCCUGGCCGAGAAGAUGAACUUCAAGCACCUCUCUGCAGGCAGUGUCCUCUCUGACUCCUCCAACCUUGAUCAGGGAAUGAGUGAAGCCAUUGCUGCGGCUCUGGCUCAAGGGUCACUGGUCGCUACAGGCAUCCUUCUCAGUAUCCUCGGGAGGGUGGUGGAGGCUAACAGUGAUGCUGCAGGGUUUGUCCUAGACAGCUUCCCCAAGUCAAUGGAGCAGAUUGUUGCCUUUGAUGAAUCGAAAAUUGGCAGGGUGACAGGUUUCAUCCACCUGGAUGGCACCCGGGAGGAGGCAGAGGAGAGCUUGAAGGGGAAGAAGGAGGCAGGAGAACGGGGAGAGGAGACAGAGGAGGUCGCCAAGAACAAGAUGGAUGCCUUUGAGAAGGAGGCUCCUGCAGUGGUAGAGCAUUACGAGAAGAACAACAUCCUCAAGAAGUUUUCAUUCAAGGAGGUUGCUAACGAUCUUUCAACCGUCCUCGACGCGGUGUCAGCCUUAAGUGGAGAAUAAGCCUCGUCCCCGGCCCCCAAUACCACUUUAUAUUUUCAUCAAAUUGGCAACUUUUAUAUUUUUUUUAUUUCUAUAAUGUUGUAUAUAAUAUUUAAAUGAAAAUUGUGUUUCUUAAAGAAAAUAAAUGGACAUCAUCUUUCAAAAUUAAAACUAUUUGUAUGGAAAAAAAAAAAAAAAAAAAAUCCAG
Molecule: messenger RNA, 3027 nt
Organism: Strongylocentrotus purpuratus (purple sea urchin)
Lineage: Eukaryota; Metazoa; Echinodermata; Echinoidea; Camarodonta; Strongylocentrotidae
Product: sperm adenylate kinase
Biological process (GO): nucleobase-containing compound metabolic process
Cellular component (GO): cytoplasm
Molecular function (GO): AMP kinase activity; ATP binding
Source: RefSeq, marked provisional